AUGCAGGGCUAUGCGCGCUUGAACCGCGCCAGCAUCACUAACACCACGGUGCAGGGGAUCUCCGCGAAGCGUUGGCAGAAGUUCCUCACGUCACUGAAGCUCGACGACCCCUUGGAGUUCAACGAGGGCGACGUGGGCCUAUCAGGUGGACUGCAAGUCCUUGAGCCGGCCAACGCGCACAUCGUCACGGAGGUCGCCAAAAGGGGCUGA
Durusdinium trenchii is the source of this 210-nucleotide messenger RNA. The record is from the annotation of a GenBank genome assembly. NCBI's taxonomy places the organism in Eukaryota, Dinophyceae, Suessiales, Symbiodiniaceae.